Oxyura jamaicensis (ruddy duck) is the source of this 2877-nucleotide messenger RNA. Its product is annotated as phosphatidylserine decarboxylase proenzyme, mitochondrial-like. Gene Ontology annotation, biological process: phosphatidylethanolamine biosynthetic process. NCBI's taxonomy places the organism in Eukaryota, Metazoa, Chordata, Aves, Anseriformes, Anatidae. Gene Ontology annotation, molecular function: phosphatidylserine decarboxylase activity. The transcript has 2 exons. Gene Ontology annotation, cellular component: mitochondrion. The record is from RefSeq and is a predicted model, not a curated record.
UCCAAAUUUACAGCUUCUGACUUAUUUUUUUCUCUUGCCACAGGCAAACUUGGGCUAGCUGAUCAAUUCACAAAGUACUGUCCUUGUCCUAUGUGUGUGCCAAGAAGAAGUUCCUGAUGCAGUCACUAACAGGUCUUUGCAUUUCAUAUGAUUUCCCUCCUGAAUAUAAUCUUGAUCUUCUCUUUAAGCCUUCCGUGAUUUCACAUGUCCUGUUUUUGAGGACACAAAGGAAGGUGAAGAGAAGGAGACCGGAAGGACAGAGGACACAGCGGCGGCACAAGAAGAUGGUGGCAGCCUUGGCACAGCGUGGCGCGGCCGCGCUACAGCGAAACAGUUUGCUGACUAGCUGUAACUUCCUCAUACAUGAGAACCUGUGCACUAGAACUCGAGUCCUGUGGAAGCAGCCACCUUCUAGGAAAUUUUUCAGUGACAGGAAGAAGUUUCAUACUGCUCUGGUAGGACAAGACUUCUGCCUGCGAAGCUUCCAUGUUUUGGUGGCUACAGGUGGAGGAUAUGCAGCAUACAGAAAAUACGAGGAUUUCAAGUUGGAACAGCUAGAGAAGAAGGGCAGAGAGCUGUCUGUGAAGCUUGCAAGGGAGUGGGAGGUUGCUUUGUACAAAUCGGUACCAACCUGACUGCUCUCACAAACAUGCGGUCGCCUGAACCAGGUGGAGCUGCCUACAUGGCUUCGGAAACUUCUUUCCAGCCUGUACAUUUGGACAUUCGGAGUAAACAUGAAGGAGGCAGCUGUUGAUCUGCAUCACUAUAGAAACCUCAGUGAAUUCUUUCGCAGGAAGCUGAAACCACAAGCACAGCCAGUUUGCUGUUUGCACAGUGUGAUUAGUUCCUCUGAUGGCAAGAUCCUUAACUUUGGACAAGUAAAGAAAUGUGAGGUUGAGCAAGUAAAAGGGGUUACUGAUUCACUGGAAUCUUUCUUGGGACCUCACAUCAGCACAAAGGACUUGCAUUUUAGUGAGGCCUCAUCUGGUAACUCCUUUCAGCAACAGCUAGGCACAAAGGAGGGGAAUGAGCUCUAUCAUUGUGUAAUCUACCUUGCACCAGGGGACUACCACUGCUUCCACUUGCCCACUGACUGGAGGGUGUCACACCAACGUCAUUUUCCAGGCUCUCUGAUGUCUGUGAAUCCUGUAGUUGCUCGCUGGAUCAAGGAACUGUUCUGCCACAAUGAACGGGUUGUUCUUACAGGUGACUGGAAACAUGGCUUUUUCUCUUUAACAGCUGUAGGAGCAACAAGCGUGGGCUCUAUCCACAUCUACGUUGACCAGGACCUCCAUACCAACAGUCCCUGUUACUCAGAAGGUUCCUACAAUGACUUCAGCUUUGUAUCCAACAACAACAAGGAGGGAAUACCCAUGAGGAAAGGAGAACAUUUAGGGGAAUUUAAUCUAGGCUCUACUAUUGUACUCAUCUUCGAGGUACCUAAAGACUUCAAAUUCCACCUCAAAGCUGGACAGAAAAUCUGCUUUGGAGAAGCCAUGGGCUCUCUAUAGAAACUCACGUAGCAAGGUUUUAUAUACAAAGGGACUUUUAUCACAUCACAGAGAGUUUCACUUAACAAGUGUAUAUAACUCAGCAGGACCUGGGUGAGGAAAAUGGAAGAUGUCAUUGCUAUGUUCAACUUUGAGAGUAUUUGGCCUAUAUUUACAUAUUGCUGCUGAAUGCAGAAAGAUAAUUGAAUGAAUGUGUAUGUAUCAGGCACAGCUGCCUUUAAAGAUGUUGACUACAGAGGUUUCUGUUCUACCCUGUGCCUGUAGUCUUUGAUGUUCUCCCCCUCAAUGUGCCACAGGAUAUCUAAGUUCACAGAGCUUAAAAAUCCCUUUUAAGCCUUCCUAGACCAUGCAGAGGUGCGAUGGGGAAAGGUGGAAGUAGAGAUUAGGUUUAUUUAAAGGGACAUUAAGAAGUUGAGUCAGACCUUGUACCUUAGAUUUGCUGUAUUUCUUUCAGACCUUGAGUAACAAAUUUAUUCUUGUCUUUAUUCUAAAACACUUCUCUGAAGUCCUUUUAUAAAAUACACGGAGAGCCAUUAACUCUUCCAGUUAAAUGGACUAUUAUGGCUUCACAGUCCAAACAAAGCAAAAUGCACAGGCUGCAUCAGUAAAGUAAUUUAUACAUCCAGUUUAUUUCCUCACGUUAGACAACUUUAAUUCUUUUACCUAACAAUGUCCCUUGAAAACAGGACUUUGCACUGUGUCUACAUUCCAUACAAUGAAACUGGUCAUCAUGGAUUUUUUUUUUUAAUAUUAGCAGACAGAUCCAUAUGUCCAAUUCCUAAUACAUGCUUUUAUUUUGCUAUUCCAGGCCCUAAAGAUCUUGUUUGUUUUUAACAGAGAGUUCACCUCUUGAAUUAAGGGUUGGAAGACAUAGAAGAUGUUUCUCGUGUGACGCUAUGUAUCUUCAGUGUUGCUUUGUCAUUAAAUUAUUGAAGAAUAGUUCCUCUAUUUACAGGGCAGUUUCAGAUACUUUAGGACCAAUUUUUAUCGCAUGGAGUGCAAUGCCAUAUGUACUGACAGUACAUUAAAACAACAGCACUUGGAAGCAAUCCCAGAUUGCCUCCCAGGUGCCAACUUGGCCAUCCUUUAAUGCACUGUCACCUAUUUUGUCUUAUCUAAAAUAUAAAAAGCCACACCUGCUCUGACUUCUGCCCUCAGACUAGUUUUUCUAGGAAUGUUCUGGGGCCUGAAAGCUUUAUGCUGGAGCUUCAUCCUACAGCAAAACUUCAGAGCCUCAUUGUAACAAAACACGUUGGAUCUCUUGAGCAUGGCACCAAAAGCCCUGACACACUAGUGCCAAAGUAAAGAAGAAGAACUCUGUUUUAAAGCAAUGUAUCAAUUAUUUUUGGAAAAUAAACUGUUUUAA